Molecule: messenger RNA, 2590 nt
Organism: Eremomyces bilateralis CBS 781.70
Lineage: Eukaryota; Fungi; Ascomycota; Dothideomycetes; Eremomycetales; Eremomycetaceae
Exons: 6
Coding region: 83-2104 (673 amino acids)
Biological process (GO): molybdenum incorporation into molybdenum-molybdopterin complex; Mo-molybdopterin cofactor biosynthetic process
Cellular component (GO): cytosol; cytoplasm
Molecular function (GO): molybdopterin molybdotransferase activity
Source: RefSeq, a predicted model, not a curated record
CCUCUAGUUAUUCCCAGAACGAAAGAAACAUCAAGCUUCACAAUUCUACAAUUGCCACUAUUGAUCAUUUUCUACGGAGGAAAUGGCUGACCGCAAUAAAUUGCGAGCGGGGAUAUUAAUCGUGUCCGACACAGCUACGAAGGACCCAUCAACCGACCGAACUAUUCCACUUUUGAAGGAGCUCUUCCGUAGUGUUUCAUCACAAUGGGAUAUUGCCGAAACUUUGAUCGUACCGGACAAUGUCCUUGAGAUACAACGAGCCGUAAGGCUUUGGACCGAUGGAGAAGUUGUAAUGAAUUUGGUGGUGACAAGCGGCGGGACUGGAUUUGCUUUGAAAGAUCAAACUCCUGAGGCGUUGAGCUUUCUUAUUCAUAAGCAUGCUCCAGGAUUAGUCCAUGGAAUGCUAUCGUCCUCCUUAGCUAUUACGCCGUUUGCAAUGAUGUCAAGGCCCGUGGCAGGAGUCCGAAACAAAACCAUCAUCCUGUCUGUUCCAGGAUCGCCAAAAGGGGCCAAAGAAAACCUCGAAGCGGUCCUCAAACUCCUGCCUCAUGCGUGCAUCCAGGCACAAGGGGAAGAUUCAAGAUCGCUUCAUGCGGGAGGAAUUGAGAAAUUAGAGAAAGAUGCAGGCGUCAGGUUGCCCGAGACCAAGGGCUCAUCCGAACAACCAUCUCACUGCCAUCAUCAUGGUCACCACCAUCAUGGCCACCAUGGCCCCAGAGCACAUACAAACCCAAAAGAUCGACCUACGUCAAAUGACCCUUCAGCAGGUCCGACAAGGCGAGCUCGAUCAUCGCCAUACCCGAUGCUAUCAGUUCCAGAUGCCCUCGCCUUAGUAGCGGAACACACUCCGCCUCCAGUGAAGACAAUACGCGCAGUCGACCCAUCAAUCCUCGGUCACGUCCUUGCAUCAGACAUUCAAUCGAAUGAGCCCGUUCCUGCAUUUCGAGCAAGUAUUGUUGACGGCUAUGCCGUGCGUUUUCCCAAAGGUCAACCCAAGUUCUCCACAGGAACGUACCCGGUUGCGCUCGUCUCUCAUGCUGCAAAGGGGCAGGGUCGGGUCCUGAACGAAGGUGAAAUAGCAAGGAUCACGACAGGGGCCCCUCUUCCAUCCGGUGCAGACGCAGUCGUGAUGGUAGAAGACACGGCCGUAGCCGCUGUUACAGACGAUGGCAAAGAAGAGAAAGACGUGGAAAUAUUGACAGAUGAAAUCAAGAAAGGAGAGAAUGUUCGAGAAGUUGGUAGCGACGUGAGCCAGGGAUCUACUAUCCUGAAAUCUGGAGAACAAAUCAGUAUGGUCGGUGGGGAGUUUGGACUACUUGUUUCGGUUGGAGCGAAGGAGGUCGAGGUUUACAGAAAGCCCAUCGUUGGUGUGAUGAGCACAGGAGACGAAAUCAUUGACUUUGACGAAGCGAGACAGCUGGAGCUAGGCGAGGUUCGAGAUACGAAUCGCCCGAUACUUCUAACAUCUGUCAAGGCCAACGGAUUCGAGGCGGUGGACUUGGGCAUUGUGUCCGACAAGAUCCAUGCCCUAGAAGAAAAUCUACGGCUGGCUCUUCGCCAAUGUGAUGUCUUGAUCACAACUGGGGGAGUGUCCAUGGGCGAACUCGAUCUUCUAAAACCUACCAUUGAACGCUCCUUGGGCGGAACCAUUCAUUUUGGUCGCGUGAACAUGAAACCUGGCAAACCAACGACUUUUGCGACCGUCACGGUCAAGGGGGACGACGGGGAACGAGUCAGAAAAGUCAUAUUCUCACUCCCUGGUAACCCUGCUAGUGCGGUGGUCGCAUUUAACCUCUUUGUUCUACCCUCUCUACAUCACGCAAGUGGCAUCCAUCCUCUUGGUCUUCCAAGAGUCAAUGUCCGGCUGGAUGAAGAAGUUAAGAUGGACCCCACCAGGCCGGAGUACUGUCGUGGCAUCGUCUUUGCUGAAAGUGAUGGCCUUCUUCGCGCUGUGAGUACCGGCGGUCAGAGAAGUUCCAAGAUCGGGAGUUUCAAAGGUGCCAACGCGUUUCUUUGCUUGCCAGCUGGGAGUGGGGUGUUAAAGAAAGGCGACAAUGUUGAGGCAUUGCUUCUUGGGAGGAUAUUGAACACCUCCAACCCAUGAAGUUCGCCACUGCCAUUCUUCGACCAUCAGUGUACUGUGAGUCCUCCAAAUAGGGCCCUAUAGAACGCGAGGGAGACAAUGUGAAAGGUCAAACUAUAUACGACAGUGAGCGUCUCUCAACAAUGGGAAGGGUUAAUUUGGUGUAAAUUUGGGUCAGGCAGAAUCUUGUCGGUGUCGAGACUGGAAACUCCCAGGGUCUGACAUUUUGCAUGCGAGAAACUGUACUAUAGCAGCGUUAAACUGUCGAUGGCUCCAGUCCUCCGAACGCUAUCUAUGAACGUAUUGCUGAACAAUGUCAGCUCAAUCAUUGUGGCACAAUUGGUAUGAAGAGGUGCUAAACCCAGAGUCUAGCGGAAGAGGGACAAAGGUCAUCAUCAUAUAACAGGAAUAUGCGACAAAAUAUGUUCCCUUCUAUCAUCGGGUAAGCAGGAUAUGUCAGGCCCCGCAAUAUCAACUGUCUGUAAAAUGCCUGUCAGUUGCCUGAAU